AUGAAUACGAGCAUGAAAGCGCUACGCUACGAACAGACUGGUUCGCUCGACAAUCUCAACCUCGCCGACGUUGCGCCCCCCACGCUCGCGCCCGGGGAGGCCCUCGUGCAGGUCAAAGCUGCAGGCAUCAACGGGUCGGACUCCGCCGGCGUGCAGGGGUGGUUCCCCUUCGUCACCGUACCUCGCACGGCAGGGCGAGACUUUUCAGGGACAGUCGCCCAGGUCCACUCUGAUGCUGACUCGGAAUGGGUAGGUGCGGAGGUCUGGGGUACCGGUGGGGAUAGGGGGUUCGCGGUGGAUGGGACCUACGCCGACUAUGUCAAGGUCCCCGUAUCCGCGCUCAGCCGCAAGCCCAAAUCCCUCACCCACGUGCAAGCGGGCAGCCUCGGCCUCCCGUGGCUCUGCGCCUGGAUAGCGGUGGAGACGCUCGCGCAGGUGAAGAAGGGCGAAAACGUGCUCAUCAUCGGUGCACGCGGCGGCAUCGGCUCCGCCGCCGCCCAGCUCUGCGCCGACCGCGGCGCCUCCGUCCUGGGCACAUACCGCACCCUCCCACCCUCCUCCUCCGUGCCCGCAUACCUCACGCCCAUCGCGCUCUCCGGCCCCACGGCCAUCCGCGACGCCGCCAAAACCGCGGGCUUCUCAAACAAGAUCGACGUCCUGCUCGACUGCGCGGGGUACGAAGAGCCGUUCAACGACGCCGUGGGCACGAUGACGCCGCGCGGCACGGGGCGCGUCGUCGUCAUGGCCGUGCACCGCCCCGACGGGCAGUUCUCGAUGGACCUGCGCGCGUUCUACACGCGCGCGCUCACGCUCAAGGGGCUCAAGUCGAGCAUGCUGGAUGCGCGCGAGAUCAAGCAGGUGCUGGACGUGCUUGCGCAGAAGUUUGACAGCGGCGCGUUUGAGGGCCCCAGCGAGGUCAGGCAGGUGGAUAUGGGCGAUGUCGGCGCGGUGAGGGCGGCGUUGAGGGAGGUGACGGAGCGCUCGUCGGCCGUCCGGUCAGUCAUUGUGCCGGGUGGCGGUGGAGAGUGA
Molecule: messenger RNA, 1029 nt
Organism: Coniophora puteana RWD-64-598 SS2
Lineage: Eukaryota; Fungi; Basidiomycota; Agaricomycetes; Boletales; Coniophoraceae
Product: GroES-like protein
Exons: 4
Coding region: 1-1029 (342 amino acids)
Molecular function (GO): oxidoreductase activity
Source: RefSeq, a predicted model, not a curated record